Neomonachus schauinslandi (Hawaiian monk seal) is the source of this 4008-nucleotide messenger RNA. It is a transcript of the gene LZTS3, whose product is annotated as leucine zipper tumor suppressor family member 3. Gene Ontology annotation, cellular component: dendritic spine. NCBI's taxonomy places the organism in Eukaryota, Metazoa, Chordata, Mammalia, Carnivora, Phocidae. The transcript has 4 exons. Gene Ontology annotation, biological process: regulation of dendritic spine morphogenesis. The record is from RefSeq and is a predicted model, not a curated record. Bases 35 to 2143 code for a protein of 702 amino acids.
UUCGGGCCGAGCCCCGACUGCGAAAGUGAGGCACAUGGCCCCUGCAGACCGGGCCUCGGAGGGUCCCAGGCUUGAGGACCCGUCGGCCCCCCACUCCCUUGGAAAGUGCCCCCCUGGCUUAGUCAUGGCGAAGCUGGAGACGCUGCCUAUGCGCGCUGACCCAGGGCGGGAUCCUCUCCUGGCCUUUGCCCCUCGGCCCUCUGAGCUCGGACCCCCAGACCCUCGCCUGGCCAUGGGCAGUGUGGGCAGCGGGGUGGCCCAUGCCCAGGAGUUCGCCAUGAAGAGCGUGGGCACCCGCACGGGGGGUGGGGGCAGCCAGGGCAGUUUCCCCGGCCCCCGCGGCGGCGGUGGUGGGGCCAGCAGGGAGAGGCCAGGCCGCUACCCCUCCGAAGACAAGGCUCUCGCCAACUCCCUCUACCUCAACGGCGAGCUGCGGGGCAGCGACCACACCGAUGUCUGCGGCAACGUGGUGGCCAGCAGCGGGGGCAGUAGCAGCAGCGGGGGCAGUGACAAGGCCCCGCCGCAGUAUCGCGAGCCCAGCCAUCCACCUAAGCUCUUGGCCACCUCUGGCAAGCUAGACCAGUGCUCCGAGCCGCUAGUCAGGCCUUCGGCCUUCAAGCCCGUUGUACCCAAGAACUUCCACUCCAUGCAGAACUUGUGCCCCCCGCAGGCCAAUGGUACUCCUGAGGGACGACAGGGUCCUGGUGGUCUCAAGGGCGGACUGGACAAGUCUCGGACCAUGACCCCAGCGGGCGGGGGUGGGGGCGGCCUCUCCGACUCAGGCCGGAACUCACUGACGAGCCUGCCCACCUACAGCUCCAGCUAUAGCCAGCACCUGGCGCCCCUCAGUGCCUCCACCAGCCACAUCAACCGCAUCGGCACUGCCAGCUACGGCAGUGGCGGCGGCGGCGGCGGCGGCGGCUCGGGCUACCAGGACCUGGGGACCUCUGACAGCGGGCGCACCUCCAGCAAGAGUGGGUCGUCCUCCUCCAUGGGGCGGCCAGGCCACCUGGGGUCGGGGGAGGGCGGAGGUGGCGGCCUGCCGUUCGCGGCCUGCUCACCCCCCUCGCCCAGUGCCCUGAUCCAGGAGCUCGAGGAGCGGCUGUGGGAGAAGGAGCAGGAGGUGACCGCUCUGCGGCGGAGCCUGGAGCAGAGCGAGGCCGCGGUGGCCCAGGUGCUGGAGGAGCGGCAGAAGGCGUGGGAGCGCGAGCUGGCCGAGCUGCGGCAGGGCUGCAGCGGGAAGCUGCAGCAGGUGGCCCGCCGCGCGCAGCGCGCCCAGCAGGGCCUACAGCUGCAGGUGCUGCGGCUGCAGCAGGACAAGAAGCAGCUGCAGGAGGAGGCCGCCCGGCUGAUGCGGCAGCGGGAAGAGCUGGAGGACAAGGUGGCCGCCUGCCAGAAGGAGCAGGCUGACUUCCUGCCCCGGAUGGAGGAAACUAAGUGGGAGGUGUGCCAGAAGGCGGGGGAGAUCUCCCUCCUGAAGCAGCAGCUGAAGGACUCGCAGGCCGACGUGUCCCAGAAGCUGAGUGAGAUCGUGGGGCUGCGCUCGCAGCUGCGGGAGGGCCGGGCCUCGCUGCGGGAGAAGGAGGAGCAGCUGCUCAGCCUGAGGGACUCCUUCGGCAGCAAACAGGCCAGCCUGGAGCUGGGCGAGGCGGAGCUGCCCGCGGCGUGCCUCAAGCCCGCCCUGACCCCGGUGGACCCGGCCGAGCCCCAGGAGGCCCUGGCCACGUGCGAGAGCGACGAGGCCAAGAUGCGCCGGCAGGCCGGGGUGGCCGCCGCCGCCUCGUUGGUUUCCUUGGACGGGGAGGCGGAAGCUGGCGGGGAGAGCGGGACGCGGGCCCUGCGGCGGGAGGUGGGGCGGCUGCAGGCCGAGCUGGCGGCCGAGCGGCGAGCCCGGGAGCGCCAGGGGGCCAGCUUCGCGGAGGAGCGCCGCGUGUGGCUGGAGGAGAAGGAGAAGGUCAUCGAGUACCAGAAGCAGCUGCAGCUGAGUUACGUGGAGAUGUACCAGCGCAACCAGCAGCUGGAGCGGCGGCUGCGGGAGCGCGGGGCAGCGGGGGGUGCCAGCACACCCACCCCCCAACACGGCGAGGAGAAGAAAGCCUGGACGCCCUCCCGCCUCGAGCGCAUUGAGUCCACGGAAAUCUGAUCCCCUACCUGGGCAUGUGGCCUUUUGACAAAUGCCCUGUCAAAGGCCAGAGUCCCUAGUGUCCCCUUCCCGCUAUUUCUCUUCCCCCAUGUCCCCCAUGCCCCCAGACCAAAGAGGUUCUCAAAGCAGCUGUGACCAGGUCCCUCCCCACCCCCCACUGGGUGCCCUUCGGGCUCUACCACAGGCCCUCUGGGCAGCCCACUUGGACCCUCCUCCCAAGGAAGGGAGAGAGCGAGGCAGAGUGUUUGGGGGAGCCCGUGCUCCCCUUCUUGGCACUGCUUUGCGGGAGAUGGGAGGCGGCAGGCCUGCAGUACCAUGAGGUGCCCCAGCCCCUCGGUAGGACCGGGCUGCCCCUGUUGGCCACCCCAGUGUCCAGUGAUGCUCUCUGUGGUCACCUCCAAGGCCAUAUAGCCUGAGGGGGCCUGCAUGGGGUCUGCCGAAGCUGACAGACCUUGGGCUCCUGGCCUCUCUCCUUCCUGCCCUAUUAUCCCUCCCUGGGCAGAUUGGCAGGACGAGUGGGAGCAGAUGGCCCGUAUGUGGUUGAGAGGGCUACCUGCCCAGCCCCUCCCCCCACUCCUACCAAGGUCUCUUGGGCUCAGGCCUCGGAGCCUGGCCUGGUCCUGAGUGUAUGUCCAUAUGUGCGUAUCAGGGGCCAGAGGGAAGGCUGGGGGUGGAGACUCAGUGCCCAGGGAAGAUCUGCUCUCCUGUUCUUGGGAAGGGUCACCUGGAGACUUCUUAGCUCUACCCCACCCUUCUGGCCAGGAUCCCACAGGGUGAUAGCCCCAUCUGCUUGGCUCACCCCACACCCAGGGCCGCUGUCCGCGGCUCUAACUACAGCUAUUAAGUGCUACCUGCCUCUCAGGCACUCCCCUCACCCGGUUUCUGAGGUCAUAUGAGUGUCUGUGAUGUCUUCCUGUGUCUUCUUCCACUCGAUUCCCCCAGCCUCCCUCUGCUUUCACGCUCAGAACAUCAUUGUCCUAGGCCGCCUCUUCCCCCCAAACCUCACCUUUUCUUCCAGUAGAAAAUUCUGCUUGAUCUUUGGUGCACUGCCCACUUCCAAGCUCCAAUGGGCCCAAGCCUGAGCCAGAGGCCUUUGUUUUGGGGGGCGAGGGGGGAUGGUUGUGAUUGCCCUUGAAGGACAAGGCUGAUCUGAGAGGAACACUGACCCCUGAGUUCCCAGGACCUCGAGGUAGCCCAGUGUUUGCCCAGGGUAGGCCUGGCAUGGCCAUCAGUGGGGGUUGGGACAGCACUGUCACUUCCCUUCUCCUCUUGGCAUCCUCUGAGUCUAUCUCCCUAAGAUAGGAAAGAAAGGCAAAUUUCUAAUUCACCAGCAAUAAAAAUUAGAGGAGGCUUGGCCCUCAGCCCUUGUAUUUCUCUCUUUUCACUCUCUUCCUCCCACCCCCAAGAUGGGGUUUGGAGGACAGGGUGGAGAGAGCUGGCAACUACUGUGAGCAAGUUCCCCAACCCCUGACCAGCCUCCUCCCAUGACUGGUGACUGUUUAAUGAGCUGUGCAUCCCCCACAAAAACAAGAGUGCCCCCCUGUGUGGCCUCUAUCCCUCUGCACAGCCCCUUCCCGGUGACCCUCACCAGAUCUCUGAGCCGGGUGAGGGGGGCCAUCUGGCAAUCACUGCCCAUUCCACUCACCCCUCACUGUACCUGCCCCAGAACCUGGGCCUGGACCAGAGGGGCAGGGGGAAGAGAAGGCAUUAGUAGGAAAAAAAAAAAAAUAGAAAAAAAUAUGAACAGACUCAGCUUUGGGACUUCCAACCACAAAAGAAAUUAUAUAUAAAUAUAUAUAAAUAUAUAUCUCUACCAUAGGUGAUGGAAAGACUUCGUUUUCUUUUCCCAAAGAAAUAAAAUGGAG